ACAAGCGGUUUAGUUUAUGUUUGAACGUUGUUUACUGUGGAACUCGAUUCUCCCGCGGUGAAACUCAGUCGCUUUUGCCUUUCCCGAUAGAGUCUCCUGUAUCUACAUAUAUGUUCCAACUGUAGUGUGUACUGUGCGUUCAGUGGAGGAAAACUCCGGCAAUCGUUUUUGUUUUUUGGAAGGGGUUUCUCCGAUUCGAUUCUAAUUUUCGGGACGAGUGACGCUUCCCUUUUUCGGGAAUUGGGAGGGAAUAUCUUCGCCCGUAAGGAUUCCUUCGUUUUUUCGACGAACGUGAGAAGUGAGGCGCAAGGAUCUGCGAACGAAACAAGGGACGCAGAGCAACGAAAAGGAUCUCUGAAUUUGAUGGAAGUGAUGAAAAGUGUGCGUGUGUGAAAAAUCGCCUGCUGCACUGUUUUUAUGCGGAUUUUGUUCGGGAAAGUUUCUUCAGGAGAGUGAAAACGAAAUUUGGAGAAUUAUUUCACUUUUUUAUCAAUCACGAAUCGAUUACAAAGUGUGAUAAGCAACUAGGAUUAUGUGUUUGUGAUUUUUGAUAAAACAGCUUAUUGCGAAAAUAGCAUUCUGUAUUCCAUACUGAUCGAUUAGCGGACGAAAUAGUGCGUAGUUGUCUUCCCAUCUGGAGUUUUCAAGUGACGAAUCGUUCACGUGGAUAGUUGAAAUCGCUAAGGAUUACUCAUCAUAAGGACCGAAAUUCACGACCGAUACUCGAGCGUUGCAUUCGAUUGUGAUUGUAGUGACCACAACAGUAUCGUUACCGCGUGAACUCAAUAGCGUACAUGCGUACUGCCAAACAGGGUCUUGAAAACUAAAAAGAGAUUUCAUAAACCGCAUACCGUUAGGAACCAGCUACAAUCAUGGGUGAAACAGACGAUAAGGAUACAGCGCCGCCAACUGCACCCACAGAGAAGCCAACAACAGAAACACCUGCUGCCCCCGAGCCCCACCAUGAACCGGAAGCCGAUCCAAAGGAAACUGAGAAGCUACUGGCCACCCGCGAAGAAAAGACUGACGACAAAGAAACUGAGAAGCCUGCCGAUGAGAAGAAGCGAAGCAGCGAAAACGUGAACGGUACCGAAGAGAUUAUCAAUAUCCCCGAUGAAACAUCAACCGAAACGGUCAAAGUGGAAGACGAGAAGGCCAAAACGGACAAGCCGAACAAAGUACAGGCAGAAGAGCGAGAAGUUAAACCGAAAAAAGUCCCGGCCGGUGCCUUCAAACUCCCUGGAUUCUUCAACAAGGGCAAAGCCAAGGAAGCCGAUGGAGCCGAUAACGAACUGCUGGAAAAGCAAGAAACCGAUAAGGAUGCCAAGGCAGCGGAAGCGGCAGAAGAAAAACCAAAGCGUCCCGGAUUUUUCGCCAAUCUACGUCUGCGUAAUCCGUUCGCCAAGAAGCAGGCCGAGCCGGUGCCAACCGAGGAAACCAAAGCUAAACCAGAGGAAGAGGAGAACGAUGAAGUGACGGCAGAAGCCACCGACAAGAAGCCCGAGGAUGAAAGUGCAGUCGAGAAAAAAGAAGAGGCACAGGAAACCGAACAGGCACCGAAGAAAGGGCUGCUGGAUGCACUGAAAGUUCCACUGGCUAGCAUAAUCCCGAAAAGGUUCAAAUCCGCAACCGGAGAGGGCGAAGACGAUCUGGAGCUGGGAAAAAGACCAAAGAAUCGCGCCGGCUUAGCAUCGAUGGAAACUCUAGAUGAUUCGCUGAAGGACACCGAAACGAAGGAUACCGUAGACAACAAACCGGGUGCCAAUGGCACCGACUCGGAAGCACUGGUCAAACCCGAGGAGAAGAAAGACACCGAAAAGGAUGAGGCUGACGAACCGGCUCCGUCCAAGUAUCCCUGUCUGGAACGUAUUCGGAACUACAGGUGCACAGUUGACGACAUUGCCAUCAUCACCGGAAUUGUGGUGUUCCUGCUGCUGCUUGCCUUAAUCAUUGCCUUCACAUUCAUCGGCAAAUCGGACCCGGUCACCGCUCCGAUUCGAGACGGAAAGUACAUCGAAACGGUAACGUCAUGCGGUAAAGUUGAAGGUGUGCUGGAAGAUGGUGCAUUUGCGUUCCGUGGAAUUCCGUACGCCGUUCCGCCGGUUGGUCCGCUCCGUUGGAAGGCUGCUCAACCCAUUGACAAUAUCAACUACUGCUGGAAUGAAACACUGAAAGCGCACAACUCUACACCGGUUUGCUGGCAGUUCUACGCCGACGGAAAGGUUGAUGGUGCCGAAGACUGUCUCACCUUGGACGUCAUUACUCCAAAUGUGCGAUACGACAACCCACUGCCUGUAGUUGUUUUGAUCGGAGCUGAAUCUUUCACCGGUGAUUCACCCGGCAAGUUGCGUCCGUCUACGCGCUAUGCUCGUGCUCGUGAUGUAAUCUUUGUGCGGCCAAAUUUCCGCUUGAAUGUUUUCGGCUUUCUCGCUCUUGAACAGCUCACAAAAUCAUCUCAUCCACCAACCUCGGGCAACUAUGGACUUUCGGACAUAAUUGCGGCUCUAAAAUGGGUUCAGCUUAACAUUGCUCAUUUCGGUGGAAACCCUGAAUCCGUCACUCUUUUCGGGCAUCGUGCGGGAGGAACUAUGGUCGCUGCCUUGGCGUCAUCCAACAAGACCUCCAAACUGUUUGCCAGAUCUUGGAUCUCAUCUGCUGCCUCGAUCUAUCCUGGAAAUCCUCUACCAGAGUCAGAGAAAGCCAAUACUGCUUAUCUGGGUCGCAUUAAGUGUGAAAACGCAGAAUGUCUACGGGAUAAGGAGGAUGAAGAUGUUUUAGAUGCUGUUCCGGAUACUUGGAGAAGAAUCUUCCCUGAUCUGCCCUCCGUUGAAGAAAACGCAACAGCCAAUCAUGAGUGGCUCGUUUUGGACGGUCAUAUUCUUCAACAGCACCCUGCUGAUGUCUGGAGUACAGAAACCGGAAAGCUGAAGUACGUGAUCGGAACAACCGCUCAUGAAAGUCACUCUGAAAAACUGCAUCUCAAAUACACCGAAUGGACCCCAGAACUGGUUACGAAGCACGUCAACGAGAGCAAAAUUGGAGAACUCGGUCUCACUGAGGAAGCCCUGAAACGAUACAACGCCACGUAUCAAGGACUAGUUGCCAUGAUUUCGGACAUCCGUACCGUCUGCCCCUUGAUGACAAUUUCCCAGAAAUUACUCACUUCUCAGUUCUACGUAGUAACGCAAACCGGAGGCGAGCUUGGCAUAGCAAAUGUCGACUCGGACAUUCAGGCUAUUCUCGGCCGCUACGAGCCAAAAACUCCGGAACAGAGACGAUAUGUCUCCGCCAUUCAACAGCUGUUCUACCACUACGUCUCACAUGGUGAGAUCAAAUCUGAACUGCGACGAAAACUUCUCGACAUCGGUCAAGACGCACUGCCAACAUAUAACAGUGAGAAUUGCGAUUUCUGGAUCAAAAACGAUAUUGUUCCGCGUUAUGCGCGGCUAGAUUAAAGUGUGACAAUAGGGUAAAGAGUUGUUCUAAAUAGGCGUAACGCUAAGCAGAACCAGUUAUUUAAUGUAUCGCUCUCUCUCCCGUUUUCAUUUUCGAGCUGCAUAACAGAGCGGGACCAUUGCAUGGAAAUUAUAGACCCAGGCCAAAUAUUGGACCGUUUUUCUGCUUCCUACGCGAAUGGUAGCUUUUUGAUACGAACAGACUUUACAGUCGCCCACUUUUUACGGGCCAACCCUUUCCUCCUUUAUAUCUCCAGUAUUAGCGAAAUAUUAUCCUAAAACUAAUGAAUAAAACAUCAGUUCGUUUCAGAACGACCUCACUUUGACCAAAAAUAAUCAUGAGUAGAUUUCACAGCUCAUAAAUUACGCAUACUCGAACACAUUUAGGACAAUUUUUAAAUAAAAAUUCAACAUCUCUUUCGCUACUCAGUAAAAUUAAAUUCAUAAAAAAUGGUUGAAAGCAGCAACCAUAUUGAGAAGAAGGACAUCUGGUAAGCAAGGACUACACUGCGCAUGGUCAAAUUUGGCACCACUGGUAGGUCGAUUAGCGAGUGCACAAACCUAAUCUAACCUUAAUUGCUAAAUUUGACCAUUGUAAUUCAUUUUUACAUUCGAUAGUUGCCGUUGGCAAAGGUAUUAUUUUCAGAAUAAUUUAUUAGACACAAUGUUAAGUGGUCCAUCUUCUCGGUAUGCAAUUUUGAUUGAAUAAGCUAGAAUUAGCCAGAAACCGCAAAUUUUGAUAAUAGUUAGUCCCCAGAAUGGAAAAAUUACGACGCAUUAAAAGCUAAUACAAUGAAAUGGCUGUAAAAAGUUAUAGCUUUUAAAUAUUAUAAUUAUGAGACAUAUUGGAAUCGUAAUAUAUUAAACAAAUCUCAUUAAUUUAUAGUACAGCAAGAAGCAAGUGAAACACAGAGAACGGCAGUGGGAAGAUUCUCCAUAGAAGAGGAUUAUUUUCUGUUUGUAGGAAAACAAAAUCUCUCUUAAGAAAUGAAUGAAAACAGAUUAUCUAUAAACAGUGUCGGCAUCGGUUUAGUACGUAGCGCAUAUUGUUGUAAUUUAUACUUAUGAAUGUAACUUGUAAUUAUUGUGUACUAUUUCGCGCAUGCUUAGUUCCAUGACAAUUUAGUGAUCUUUUUAAUAAAGGCAUCUCCUCAGAUUUGCCCUCCUGAUUGGUAGUCACACGUUAAGGCAAUAGUUUUAAAGAGGCGGAAACAAAUACCUAUGCAUUUAAUUUCUGAGCAGACAAAUAUUCAUCCAUUAUUUUACAAUGAUCAGAAUUCUGGAUUAUCAUACGCCGUUUACUUUAAAUACAUAAUUUAUAAACAAAAAAAGAUUCAACAAUAGCCAUUGUUUUGUGUGAAAACUGAAAUACUCAGCUCAAUAAAACAACCUCCAUGGAACUCUUCCACCGGCACCCUGACAGGUUCAUGUGGAAGAAUGCAACAAUAAAUCCAACACUGAAUAUUAACAUUAAACAAUAAGAGAGGAAUGCAAC
Molecule: messenger RNA, 4950 nt
Organism: Aedes aegypti (yellow fever mosquito)
Lineage: Eukaryota; Metazoa; Arthropoda; Insecta; Diptera; Culicidae
Gene: Nrt
Product: neurotactin
Exons: 5
Coding region: 873-3455 (860 amino acids)
Source: RefSeq, a predicted model, not a curated record